Messenger RNA from Cotesia congregata, 1375 nucleotides. NCBI's taxonomy places the organism in Eukaryota, Metazoa, Arthropoda, Insecta, Hymenoptera, Braconidae. The record is from the annotation of a GenBank genome assembly.
AUUAAAUAAAAUUAUGCAUUUCCUGAGUUUGAGUAUUUGUAUUUAUGGAUACAUUGCAUUUACAAGUGCACGAACUGAAGAAGAUCAAGCAUCAUCACCUGCAGCUAACACUGAGAUAAGACUCGGGAUUCCGCCGCCUGAAAGAUGUUUUUAUCAAGAUGCCUCCGAGUGCCCUAAGAUUGAAAAUCCUGAUGAUUGUCCCUGUAAAAGAAUUCCAAUACUUUCAUCCAGUAAUAAUGAAGAAUACGCUGUGUUUUGUUGUGAUUUAAAUAUCAAAACCUUUGAAACCGGUCUUGCUUGCAGCAAUUUCCCGGUUAAUGUAUCAUAUAUUCAUAUAAGAAAUGCAACUCUAGAAGCCUUAAAUGUUAGUGAGGUCAAAUGGAGACGACUCAAAUCACUAGCCAUCACAGACGGUAAAAUAAAUCGUAUCAAAGGUCAAUUUCUUAUGAUGACACCGACUCACUGCUUAAAUCUGUCAAAUAAUGCUCUUACGGAGAUUGAAAAUAAUUCCUUUACAAGAUUAUCUCAAUUAACAAGUUUAGAUUUAUCUUAUAAUAAUAUGACACAUCUGCCGGCAUUAAAUAUAAUGAAUGGUCGAGAAUUUUGGCUUGAUAUCUCUGGAACUAAUACUCUUUGGUGUCAUGAUGUCUCCCAGUAUAUAAACAAGACAGGAGAUAAACAGAUUAUUUUUAAUCGUGAAAAUGAGACAGUUUGCUCAGCUAGUAAAACUUGGAGGUGGUUCAAUACUACUGAGCAAGUUCCAUUAGAACAAGUUAGACUAUUAAGUUUGCUUCAAACUGAGUGUCCAAAAGGAAAAACUUGGCAGUGUCAAUGUAGUUUUAUUAGACUCAAUAUCGUACAGGGAGAAAAACCAGUAAUGGCUGUUGAAGUUGAUUGUAGUGGUAAUCAAUUAACUAGACUACCUCAACGGUCGAAAUUUUCUGAUAAUUUUGAGUUCUUAAGUCUCCGCCACAAUAAAAUUAAAUCAGUACCAACGUACAUUUUAGUACCUAAUGUUCACAAUAAAAAUCAUCUAAGUCAUCGAUACGUAAAACUAGGUGGUAAUAAAUUGCUUUGUAAUUGUAAUACAGCAAAAUAUUUAAAACCAUGGCUGCAAACAAAUAUACUUGAUCCUGAUGAGGUUCUAUGCGAAAAUGUUAAGGAAAAAGUUGUUGACUUAGAACCGUCCAAAAUGUGUGUUCAUCCUGGUGAUUGGACAGACUAUAUAUAUUACUUGAUUGCAUUUGAAACAUUAAUGCUAAUAAGUCUUAUUGCUAAAGUGUCUUAUGAUUAUUGGAUUUUCAAAACCGCAGGAUAUUUACCUUGGCCGGCUAAUAAAAUGCCGAAACUACCUUGUGAUUGGCUGUGCGAGGCA